AUGCAAGAGGUACUGGACGAGGACUCAGAGAUGAGCGACUGGUUGAUCCGCGACUCCAAGUCGGGAGUGGUGCUGCACGACCGGCUGAUGACGGAUGCGGCGCUGGGCGCGGCGCCCAUCAAGACGGAGCACUCGUACAGCCUCCACUCCGAUGUGGAGUCAGCACCCUCCUCUCCACACCACACCAAAGUCGAUGACAUGGAAGACGAAUGCUAUCCGGCCAUGCCUGCGAGCGCGUGGAGCAGUCGGCGGCGAUCCAGCGAUUCUCCGCCCCGGGAGGUGAAGACGGAGCCCAAGUCCGAACCAGAGUCGCCAGCGUCAUCCUGCCCUCCUUCUCCCACACCAGGCACACCGGUCACACAUCUAGACUACGUCAUCGACCACACAACAGGCACUAUUCACAUGCCACAGGCGGUAUUGCAGAAAGUAGGCGCCGCCGGAGUCCCACAGCUGCUGUUGAGCGCGGCGCCGCGGCUCGCCAACUCGCUGUCCUCGAACAAACUGUCCAUCAAAGUCACCAGCUCGAGCGGUUCAGGAUUCAAUUUACCCCCGACACCGCCGUCGUCACUGUCGUCGUCUGAUAGCGAAGGAGCCUUGUCUCCCGCGCACGAGGCGCCUCCCGCUCCCCCCGCCGCGCCGCCGCGACGCUCGCACCUCUACGUGUCACACCACUCACGCCAGCCCAUCAACACACCGCUGAUUAGCACGCAACCGAAAGGGUCAACAGGCACUCUAGUGCUGACAGAAGAAGAGAAGCGCACAUUAUUGGCUGAAGGGUACCCGGUGCCAACGCGCCUGCCCCUCACUAAGGCCGAAGAGAAGUCUCUUAAGAAAAUAAGAAGGAAAAUUAAAAAUAAGAUAUCAGCACAAGAGAGCAGACGCAAGAAGAAAGAGUACAUGGACCAGUUGGAAAGGAAAGUGGAAAUACUAGUUUCAGAGAACAGCGACUACAGAAAGAGGGUCGACUCUUUGGAACAGAAGAAUGCAAGUCUGCUCAGCCAACUGGCGGCGUUGCAAGCGCUGGUAGCGCGCGGCCGCAAGUGA
Molecule: messenger RNA, 1044 nt
Organism: Chilo suppressalis (striped riceborer)
Lineage: Eukaryota; Metazoa; Arthropoda; Insecta; Lepidoptera; Crambidae
Source: the annotation of a GenBank genome assembly